AUGUCGGACUCUGAAGCUGGAUCGUCUGCAAGCGGGUCGCGCUCCCCCUCGCCCGCCCCUCACCCUCCCACCACCGCCGCCUCCUCCUCAUCAGCUCAACCGGUCGCCUCGUCCUCCAAAGCCCUCCCGCUCCUCUCAACCGAGCCCACCUCCUCCACAACCUUCUCAGACCUCGGUCUCCUCCCCGAACUCUGCACAGCCUGCACCCAACUCGGCUUCAAACAGCCGUCCGAGAUCCAGCGCGAAUGUAUCCCCUUCGCGCUCGAGGGAAGGGACAUUAUCGGUUUGGCGCAGACGGGAUCGGGAAAGACGGCGGCGUUCGCGUUGCCUAUAUUGCAUGCGUUGUGGCAGGAUCCGCAGGGGUUGUUUGCGGUUGUCCUCGCGCCGACUCGCGAGCUGGCCUACCAGAUCGCCGACCAAUUCACCGCCCUCGGAUCCGGCAUCGGCGUCCGCGUCGCCACCAUCGUCGGCGGGAUGGACACGAUGGCUCAACAGGUCGCGCUCGCCAAGAAGCCGCACAUCGUUGUUGCGACGCCCGGAAGGUUGCAGGAUCAUCUGGAGAAUACGAAGGGUUUCAGUUUGAGGAAUCUGAAGUAUUUGGUCAUGGACGAGGCGGACCGACUGCUUGACCUGGACUUCGGACCCGUCAUCGACAAGAUCCUCAAGGUCAUCCCUCGCGAAGGCCGACGGACGUACCUUUUCUCCGCGACGAUGACCACCAAGGUCGCCAAGCUCCAGCGCGCCUCCCUCCGCGACCCAGUCAAGCUCGAAGUCUCGAGCAAAUACCAAACCGUCUCGACCCUCCUCCAAUACUACCUCCUCGUCCCGCUCAAACACAAGGACCUCCACCUCGUCCACCUCCUCCACACCCUCUCAGGCUUGACAGCCAUGGUCUUUGUCCGAACAGUCGUCGACGCUCAACGCCUCUCGAUCCUCCUUCGCCUCCUCUCCUUCCCCGCUAUCCCCCUCCACGGCCAACUCUCGCAAUCCGCACGUCUAGGCGCAUUGAACAAGUUCAAGUCCGGAGGGAAGACGAUCAUGAUCGCUACGGACGUCGCCUCGCGUGGACUCGACAUCCCAUCUGUCGACCUCGUCGUCAACUACGAUUUGCCCACCAACUCGAAGGACUACAUUCACCGCGUUGGACGAACUGCGCGUGCAGGAAGGUCCGGAAAGAGCGUGACGCUCGUGACGCAAUACGACGUCGAGUUGUUCCAGCGAAUCGAGGGCGUCAUCGGCAAAAAGAUGGACGAGUACCCCCUCGGCGCAUCAGGCAAACAAGAAGCCCUUCUCCUCUCUGAACGAGUCGGCGAAGCCCAGCGCGAGGCCAUCAAGGAGGUCAAGGAGUUCCAGAUGGGUCUUGGGGGUGCCAAGGGGAAGGGAAAGCGGAGGAGGGAUGAGGACGAGAGGGAUAGGGAUGAUGAUGAGCGCGAGGCGGGGAUGCCGGUCAAGAGGGGCGGGGGUCGAGGCGGGAGAGGAGGUGGUAGGGGCGGGAAGCGCGGGAGGAGGUAG
Rhodotorula toruloides NP11 is the source of this 1512-nucleotide messenger RNA. Its product is annotated as ATP-dependent rrna helicase rrp3. The transcript is spliced from 4 exons. Gene Ontology annotation, molecular function: ATP binding; nucleic acid binding; RNA helicase activity. The record is from RefSeq and is a predicted model, not a curated record. The coding region runs from base 1 to 1512 and encodes 503 amino acids. Lineage: Eukaryota; Fungi; Basidiomycota; Microbotryomycetes; Sporidiobolales; Sporidiobolaceae.